UAAAACUUGGGGAGACUACUUCACCCUUUAAAAUUAAAAAUGGACAGUCUCGAGGCACCCUUUAAAAUUAUGGACAGUCUCGAGGCACCCUUUAAAAUUAUGGACAGUCUCAAGGCACCCUUUAAAAUUAUGGACAGUCUUGAGGCACCCUUUAAAAUUAUGGACAGUAUUGAGACACCCCAUUCUAAAAUGUAAAAAAACCAUUCUAUUAAUUUUAUAUAACGCAGCAACAUCCACACAUGGACACCCAAUGCUAGAGGGUAUUUAUACUU
Messenger RNA from Staurois parvus, 272 nucleotides. The record is from the annotation of a GenBank genome assembly. NCBI's taxonomy places the organism in Eukaryota, Metazoa, Chordata, Amphibia, Anura, Ranidae.